AUGAAGGAUAUCUACAAGGAUGUUACACUCGCUGUCCCAGAUGGAGUUUCGAUCGAUAUCAAAGCUCGACUCAUAAAAGUGACGGGUCCGCGCGGUACUCUAACAAAAAAUCUUCGGCAUAUUGACCUCGAGAUUCAAAAAAUCAAUAAAAAACUGAUAAAGCUCGUUGUCUGGCACGGUGGGCGUAAGCACCUCGCAUGUUUGAACACUGUAAAGAGUCACAUUGAAAAUCUCAUUACUGGAGUUACGAAAGGAUUCCAAUACAAAAUGCGAUACGUUUAUGCACAUUUUCCAAUCAACGUGCACAUAGUCAAUGACGGCCGAGAAGUCGAGAUUCGUAACUUUUUGGGUGAGAAAGUGAUUCGUCGCGUGAAAAUGUUGGAUGGCGUCAAUAUUGAGAUUUCCACCGCUCAAAAGGAUGAAUUGAUAUUGACUGGUAAUGAUCUUGAGAAUGUGUCUCAAUCUGCGGCAAAUAUCCAACAAUCGACCACCGUCAAAAAUAAAGAUAUUCGUAAAUUUUUGGACGGUAUCUAUGUUAGUGAGCGUGGUCAUUUCGUCAAGGACGAUAUUUAA
This is a messenger RNA of Ambispora leptoticha, 573 nucleotides long. NCBI's taxonomy places the organism in Eukaryota, Fungi, Glomeromycota, Glomeromycetes, Archaeosporales, Ambisporaceae. The record is from the annotation of a GenBank genome assembly.